UCAGGCCAGGCUAUCAUUUGAACGGUAUAAAAAGAUGAUCGUCUUUUUGCAUUCCCUCAUUUCGAAAGUAGUGUAUUAGGUCAUAAAGUGAGUAGAUAUGCUAGGAAAGCAUUCUAUAUUGUUUUUCGUGGCAUAUCUGCUGAAGUGCGCACAUGGUCUUCGUGUCAAUUUGACCACGUUCGCCAACUGCCAGGAUGUGACACUGGAUUACGACAAAGUUCCGGUCGCGUUGACCAAGGUUUCGUACGACCGGGAUGCCGAUGGCGUCUGUAAUACCCUACAUGCCGAGUAUGAAAUCCGAAAGAGCAGUGAGGAUGUCGAGUUUGAAUUAGUGCUCACCACGUACAAGUGUCCGCUGGGAAGUACCGCUAUUUGCUUGGACAAUCCGAAGGAGUAUAUCGAACCGAUGCAUUGCGACCGAUUCCACUCGGACGAUAGUGGGCCGUGGUUUAUGUUGGCUAGUUCCAUGACCAAUGGAGAUAAAUGUGGACGACACGAGGGCGUUUUCAACUUAGACGCGGCUGUCCUAAAGAUAAACUACCUCCACAGUUACGUCGAAAUGGGCAAGGGUACGUACCGGGUGCGUAUGCUGUUCCACGUCCCUGGUACCGACUUGGCGGAGAAGAACGUGAAAGGAUGCUGCGAAAUGGAUUUCGAUGUAAUCGAUGAUUGAAUAAAAAGCAGUUUGUUCUUCUACGAACUGCAUAAUAUCAUGAUGACCCAAUGGCGAUCGUUCCCUCGGACUUUCUUCUAGAUCAGUAUUGCAGUAACAAUUACCAUAACUAAUAUAGCUUAGAAAUCACUUAAUACAAACAAGUAAAACAGCAGCGACAUGAAUACAUAAA
Aedes albopictus (Asian tiger mosquito) is the source of this 845-nucleotide messenger RNA. RefSeq lists its product as uncharacterized. Lineage: Eukaryota; Metazoa; Arthropoda; Insecta; Diptera; Culicidae. The record is from RefSeq and is a predicted model, not a curated record. The transcript is spliced from 3 exons. The coding region runs from base 98 to 673 and encodes 191 amino acids.